Messenger RNA from Syngnathoides biaculeatus (alligator pipefish), 4875 nucleotides. RefSeq names its product ankyrin repeat domain 50-like (gene ankrd50l). Gene Ontology annotation, molecular function: protein binding. The record is from RefSeq and is a predicted model, not a curated record. Bases 531 to 4490 code for a protein of 1319 amino acids. NCBI's taxonomy places the organism in Eukaryota, Metazoa, Chordata, Actinopteri, Syngnathiformes, Syngnathidae. The transcript has 4 exons.
CCGUAAGGAGGUGCCGCAUCUCUGCUGCGCCGCUGACCCCGAGUCACCAGGCACCAGCUGUCUCACUGAUUGGGACCGCCUUUUUCACCAUUUGGGAUGACGUGUUUCCUUGUUGGACCCAUCAUUCUCACUAUUUGGCACCUACUAUUUAACACAGCCCAUCUCAAUAUUUGGCACGACGUGUUUCAACUGUUUAGAAACAGGAGAUUCAAAAAUUGCCACAACUAUCUAUUUGGCAGUGCCCGUGUCUCACUAUUUCAACACACCUGAUUCACUACACCGCAUCAGCUAUCUCACCAUUUGGCACACCAGUGCCUGCUUUGUUCAGCACUCAAACAUGCGGUGACACGUGUUGAAGGCGGAACUGCCGGCUGUGAGGAAACUUGAAAAACCAGAGUGUAGGGAAGUGUGCGAGUGGUUGCAUACACAGUAUGUUUGUUUGUGUGUAUGUGUUAUUUAAAGGUUGUGGAUCAGCUGACAGGAAGAGAGAAGGAAGCCAACCGGAAGUGUUCUAGAGGUCUAAUGGCGUCAUGAGCAGUCCUAGUCUUCUGCGCGGUCGCCACUUCUUCUGCCGAGAAUGGGCGCUGGACAAACUCCGGCGCUGCCUGGACGCCCGCCACAUGCCGGGGCAACCGGCAGGAGUCCUGGUGACGGGUGGCGCGGGUGCUGGUAAGACGGCCCUGUGCACUGAGGUGGUGUGGCCUAACUCCGAGGCCGGGCAGGCGUCCGGUUUGGGAUUACGGUGCCUGGCCUGGCACUUCUGCGGGCGGGAGGAGCCUGCUAGCAGCCUGGCAUGGCGCUGCGUCAUGUCCCUAGCAGAGCAAUUGAGGGCGUCGUCGCUGCUGCCACCUGAGUAUUGCACCGACCUAUCCCGGCAUCCGCCCCCGGAUCUUCUCUGCUGCCAGACAGACCCGCACCUCGCCUUUCAAAGAUUUGUCCUAAAGCCCCUGUUGGACCUGGCCCCACCACCCCAUGCCAUGAUACUGCUGGUGGACUCUCUAGACAUUAGCUACCAGGGGAGCUCAGGGGGCACCAGAAACAGCCAGUCCAUCGCAGAGCUACUGGCAGCCUACCAGAACCUGAUGCCCACCUGGAUCCUCCUAGUCUGUUCGGUCCGGCGCCACAAUAAGAGCGUGAACAAGAUGUUCUCAGGUUUUCAUAAACUCUGCCUGGAUGACCUGCGUCAGCCAGACCCAGUCCACGAUGUGCAGCAGUACAUCCUGAAGCGUUUGGACCGGGAGGCGGUGCUUCGGCGUCAGAUCACUCCAGACACGGCAGACAUGUUGAAUUUGCUCCACAUCAAGAGCAGUGGCUGCUUCCUGUUCUUAGAGAGAGUCUUGGAUGGCGUGGCCACCUCCCUUGUGGGUCUCCGCGAGAUCCGGGACAUUCCGGGGACCCUGAACGGGCUCUACCUAUGGUUGUGCCAAAGACUCUUCCCUCGGCGACUCUUCAGCUAUGUCAAGCCUCUGCUUAAUGUCAUCCUGGUGGCCACAGCCCCCCUCACACCUCAGGAUCUGUUCACGGCACUCUGGACUCACGAUAAACUACUCAGCAUCCAUGAGUUUCAGAACAAACUGCGGAUCCUUGCACCCCUCCUUAUAGAUGGUCCUGGGGGAACCAAACUUCUUUUCCACAGCAGCUUUGGUGAGUGGCUAACAGAUGUGAAAUACUGUACUCAGAAGUACUUGUGCAGCCAGUCCGAGGGGCACAGCAUGCUGGCCAUGUCUCUGACAUUGAGGGGCCCCUUGCUGAAGUCGGAGGAGGCAGUCCAGCUGGGGAUGCAUUUAGUUUGCUCCGAUCACCAUCAGGACCAGCCUUGGAUUCUGGCCCUGUGGAUGAUCUGGGCUGAUGUGCCCACUGUGACAUGGACUGACUGCAGCUCCCUGACCACAAUAAUGAUAACCCAAGCACCUGUCUCGACCCACCAGAAAGUAUUACAGCUCUUCAAGAUGACCGGACUUGUUUCGGUUGACCCAAGUCUCGGAGUGCAGUGUACAAGUGGAGUGGCGAAUAAUGAAGUCUUUAAACUCUGUGCAUCUGUGAACCAGUUGAAUUCCACAGAUGUGCCAACCUUGUUUGUCAGAGCAGCCCUUGAGGGUUCUGCAAAUCUGGUCCAGCUGCUCCUGACUCGUGGAUCUGAGCCACUUCUCAGUGACAACCAGGGUCAAACCCCCCUCACUUUAGCCUCCAGACAGGGUCAUUUCGACGUCCUUAAGGUUCUGUUGGACUGGGUACGGAUUCAGGACAGGCAGACUGCCACCAGAAUGUUGGAGCAUGCCGACAACGAUGGAUGGACUGCGCUACGGUCUGCGGCCUGGGGGGGGCAUAGCGAGGCGGUCAGGCUUCUCCUGGACGCAGGGGCAGACGUGGACCGAUGUGACAGAGAGGGCCGCACUGCCCUCAGGGCCGCGGCCUGGGGGGGUCAUGAAGAGACGGUCCUCAUCCUGCUAGACUACAGGGCUCAAGUGGACAAGGCUGACUGCAAAGGCCGCACCCCCCUGAUUGCUGCAGCCUACAUGGGACACCACGAGGUGGUAGAGGUGCUGCUGGACCACAGGGCCCAAGUGGACUUGGCUGAUAGGGAUGGGCGCACGGCUUUGUCAGUCGCGGCCCUUUGUGUCCCCACAGCAGCUGGACACCAAGGUUACGGUGAGGUCGCAAGUCUUUUACUAGAGCGAGGUGCUAAUCCCGGACACCGAGACCAUGACGGAAUGACCCCACUGCUCCUCGCAGCCUACGAGGGCCAUGAUGACAUGGUGGAGCUCCUGUUGGAUGCUGGCGCCGAUGUGGACGAGACUGCAGGGCCCGUGGGGGAUGCGCCCGUUGCAACAGCGGUGACUCCCCUUCUAGCUGCCGCCACCAUGGGUCAUAUGAACGUUGUGUCGCGGCUUCUCUUCUGGGGGGCUGCAGUCGAUGCCAUCGACGACGAAGGGAGGACAGCGCUCAGCCUUGCAGCUGCACAGGGUAGCUGUGAGGUGGUACGCGCACUCCUAGAACGAGGUCUGGAUGAGAACCACAAGGACGACUUGGGCUGGACCCCUUUGCACGCCGCGGCCUGUGAAGGCCACCGAGCGGUCUGCGCUGUGUUAACCGAGAGAGGCAGUACAGCACGGGUCGGUGAGAUGGAUGUUGAAGGUCGUACGGCACUGAUUCUGGCAGCCCAGGAAGGACACAUUGGCCCCGCCCGAUUAUUGCUGGACCGCCGCUCACCCAUUGACCACAGGGCGUAUGACGGACACUCGGCCUUGUGCGCUGCCCUUUUGGAGGGGCAUGUUGAGGUGGCUGAACUCCUGAUGCGACGAGGGGCCGACACAGAUGUCCGUGAUGCAGAGGGGCGACCAUUACUCUAUCUUCUGGUGUUGGAGGGGCGGAUCCACAUGGUGAAGCUCCUCAUAGAGAAGGGGGGGCCGCCUCUGGAAUCGCGAGAUUCCGAGGGCCGGACUGCAUUGCAUGUGGCCUCCUGGCAGGGAAAUGUGGAUUUGGUGGACUUGCUCUUGAAGCAUGGGGCCAACCCCAAUGCUCUGGACACAGAAGGGAGACCACCCUUGCAUUCUGUCGCCUGGACAGGGAAUGCCAAUGUGGGGCGCCAUCUCCUGUCUGUGAAUGGCAUCAAUGUAGAUCACACUUGCCACCAGGGGGCGACAGCUCUGAGCAUUGCUUCCCAACAGGGAAAUGCUGAUGUGGUCUCCAUGCUCGUUGAAGCUGGCGCGAACCCUGACCACAUGGAUAAAUAUGGCCGGACUCCCAUAAAAGUGGCGGGGAAGCAUGGGCAUGCCAAGGUUGUCCAGCUCCUGGAAAGCUUUGGGGCCAAGUCAUACCAGGGUCUGCCCAGAGGCAGCAUGGUUUCUCCCACCAACAAGAUGUCCUUGAACAUUUAUAGAGUUGAAAGAGCAACCUCCUCAUCCUCACCGUCUUCUGCAGGAUCCACCUCAGACACACCUCACUCCACACACAGCUCCCAGACAUCAUCUACUGGACUCUCCUUGGCCACCCUGCAGACAGUCCCAGCUGACACCCUCAGCUUCAUCCAACAGAUCCAGCAGCACUCAUUACCUCGAAGCCGGAGCCGCCCUUCAACCCUUCCUCCACCACCCGGCGGAUCGGGUAGUAACCGUCGCCAUCGCCCAAAAGGCAGUCCCUCACCAACCCUUUGCACUGUCACUGCUGUUGUCCACAACUACGAGCUGCCUCCAAAAACCUUGUCUCAUGUAAUGGACUAUCAGGACAAAAUGAACCUGAAGAACUUGGAGAGAGUAGACAUGGAUCUCAGGACUUCUAAAACUGCCCACGACCCCAUGUCUAAUAUACAGGGCCCACAAUAUAGAGAAGCUUGGGACCCUCCAACCAAGCACAAUGCUGUCCUGCCCUCAGAUGCCUUGGAAAUCUCCAUGCUAACCUCAGACCCCCAGCUCAACCUGAAACACGCCAUCAAGCUGCAAUUUGAGGGUCCCACCAGCACUUCAUUUUACAAACGAGAGACCCCGCUGUGACAACCUCCCCUAGGGCUCAUGACAUCAAUUGGACUUUCAGGACAAUAUAAAUAAACAACUUUGACAGAGGACUCUGGAAAACGCCAUGGCGGGGUGGUCCGUCAACAGGUCCCAAGACUCCCCAAAGCUUACCACCAAGGACACAGCCCCUGCCCCCAACACAGGAAUCUUGGGAACCUGCGUUUAACCACAACACUGCUACUUACUGUAGCCCUGUGGUGCCAUGAAGGCAAUCUUCAUGCAAAUCUAGAACCCACAACUCAACUUGAACUCGACCUUUAAGCUCCAGUUUGGGGGUCCCAUGCUCAUGUUAACAGUUUUGUAACACUUUUGGUCAGCGAAUCAACAGUCGUGUCAAAAAAGUUCAUUUACCUUAAGAAAAUUA